Molecule: messenger RNA, 2298 nt
Organism: Astyanax mexicanus (Mexican tetra)
Lineage: Eukaryota; Metazoa; Chordata; Actinopteri; Characiformes; Acestrorhamphidae
Gene: mfsd2aa
Product: major facilitator superfamily domain containing 2aa
Exons: 14
Coding region: 114-1700 (528 amino acids)
Biological process (GO): carbohydrate transport
Cellular component (GO): membrane
Molecular function (GO): lysophospholipid:sodium symporter activity
Source: RefSeq, a predicted model, not a curated record
AAGCCGCUGAAGCGCGCAUUGCUAACGGUUCCAUCUGAUGUGAGAGUCAGCCUGCGCCCCUAAAUACAAUCUGAAACAGAGUUAACGUUAUAUCACUAACCAGCCGCUUUAACAUGGCGAGAGGAGAAAGAGCCGAGCAGUUUCCUUCCAGCCUGUUACCCUCCGUCAAACACAUCAACAAGGAGGGGCUCAAAACCAACAAGACGCCCAAGGAGAAGAAGGAAUGCCUGUCCAUCUGCAGUAAACUAUGUUAUGCUAUCGGAGGAGCACCGUAUCAGAUAACUGGAAGCGCUCUGGGCUUCUUCUUGCAGAUGUACCUGCUGGAUGUGGCUCAGUUGGACCCUUUCUAUGCAUCUAUAAUCCUGUUCGUUGGUCGUAUUUGGGAUGCCAUAACUGAUCCCACUGUGGGAUUCCUGGUCAGCAGGAGUCCUUGGACACGACGUGGACGAAUGAUGCCUUGGAUUGUGCUGUCUACGCCAUUAGCAGUGAUCAGCUAUUUUCUGAUCUGGGUGGUUCCUCCUUUUGAAAAAGGAAAAGUGGUCUGGUAUCUAAUCUUCUACUGCCUCUUCCAGUCCAUGCAGACGUGUUUCCAUGUGCCUUACUCUGCUCUGACCAUGUUCAUCAGCUCUGAGCAGAAAGAGAGAGAUUCUGCAACAGCGUAUCGUAUGACUAUAGAGGUUUUAGGAACCGUUGUUGGAACAGCUAUUCAAGGUCAGAUAGUGGGCGGAGCCAACGCUCAGUGUAUAAACCACACUACUUAUCUGAAUGGCAGCAAUAUACACAAUCCUAAUGGCAACGCCUCCGACAUCUCACUGGAUGAUACGAAACAAGCAUAUAUGGUCGCAUCUGGUGUGAUCAGCGCCAUCUACAUUCUGUGUGCCAUUGUGCUGUUUCUGGGUGUCCGAGAGCAGAAAGAUGUUGCUGGUCCAAAAGCAGAGCAGCUGACGUUUUUAGAGGGUCUGCAGCUGCUGCAGAGGCACGGGCCGUAUGUUAAACUGGUCAUGGGUUUCCUCUUCACGUCUCUUGCCUUCAUGCUCAUGGAGGGAAACUUUGCUUUGUUCAUCACGUACACUCUGGGAUUCCGAGACGACUUCCAAAACAUCCUACUGGUUAUAAUGCUCUCUGGUAGUCUCACUAUUCCUCUGUGGCAGAUGUUCCUCACUCGAUUUGGCAAAAAGACUGCUGUCUACAUUGGCAUCUCAUGGGCAAUUCCAUUCAUGAUCAUCGCAGUGUGUCUCAAGAGUAAUCUGAUCUUGUCGUACGUGGUUGCCUUUGCAGCUGGUAUCAGCGUGGCUGCAGCCUUCCUUCUACCCUGGUCCAUGCUCCCAGACGUGGUGGAUGAUUUUAAAGUGAACAACCCAAACUCUCAAGGGCACGAGGCCAUUUUCUACUCCUUCUACGUUUUCUUCACCAAGUUUGCAUCUGGAGUCUCACUGGGAGUCUCAACACUCUGUUUACACUUUGCGGGCUAUGUGGCGCGAGGCUGUAACCAGCCAGACUCUGUGCAUUUAACGCUGAAGUUGCUGGUGUCGGCUGCUCCAGUCAGCCUCAUCAUCCUCGGCCUGAUCAUCUUUAAAACGUACCCCAUCAAUGAGAAGCGGAGGCAGAAAAACUGGAGACAGCUACAGGCCCUGCUACAGGACAACAGUGAACCGGACUCUGAAAGUUCUGAGUCUUCAGACUCACGAAGUUCAGUUUAAAUGAAUAAUCAACAAAAAUCAAACUGGGCACAUGCAGAACACAGACUGCCAUCACUGCUGUGUCCUGCAGAGGUCAGUAAGAGGAGCAAUCACUGCUGUGUAAUGCCUUUCACUGACCUUUCCUCAGUCUGACCCUGUCAGGGCACAGGUCACUGGGCACUAUUUACUGCCCAGGCUGCUCUGUCUACUACAGAACACGGCUGUCUUGUGGUACUUUGGUGCCACCUGUUGGGCAUGAAAGGAGUUAAAGCUUUUAAUUUAAGACCUGACCGAGAUCCAUUCUGUUGAGUAUUUUUGGCAGCCAAAAAAAAACAGAGUGACUUAAUCGUAUGCCUGUGUUUUCUGUCUGAAACGAAAAGGAAAGAAAAACAAAGUGACCAACGUGCAUAUUUAUGUGUUGAGGCUUAUUUGCGUUGAGCAAAUGAGCUUAUUUAUUGUCUGUUCUGUUUGAAAGGUUGUAUGAAAGUGAUUAAUUGUUGUUGACUGAGAUUACGAUUGCUUUGAAUCAAAGAAUUUAUUUGCUUCUUUGCAAAGCUUUCCAAAGUACAAUUAUUUAAUGUGUACUAAGGUGUAAACUAAAGUGGCUUAUUAUUAUCAA